UGUGAUUUCGGGCAAUAUUUGACAAAGGCGCUCAGGAACCAGCUAGUUUUUGGUGUACGGAAUCCAAGAAUACGCAACCGGCUGAUUGAAGAAAGAAAUCUAACACUGGAAAAAGCUAAGCAAAUUGCUUUAGCCAUGGAAGCCGCCGGAGAUGGCGCUGAAGUGCUGAAUAGCAGAAGUGCUGAAGUGCUGAAUAGCAGAGGUGCUGAAGUGAAAGAAGUAAACAUCGUGAGCAACACAACGAAGAAAAACGUCGAGUGUUAUAGAUGUGGAGAAUCACAUUUUGCAUAUGUAUGCAAGCACAAAAGAACCGUCUGCAAAAAGUGCGGGAAAAUUGGACAUUUGCAGCGCGUCUGUCGCACGAACAAUAGAAGCAAAAGUGUGAGGUUAAUUGACGAACAACAUCAAGACAGCGAGGAGAACGAAGAGAUUGCAUAGAAUACUGUGGAUACAGGAUCGACAAGUACGGUAUUCACAAAAUGAAGGAGAAAAUUACUGCCAUUCAACUAAUGCCAAAACCAAGAAACAAAGAUGAGGUAAGAGCUUUUGUAGGCCUUGUGAAUUAUUACGCGAGAUUUAUCCCAAAUUUAAGUGAAAAGAUCUAUCCCAUAAAUAAUUUACUUAAAAACGAAAUUCCUUUCGAAUGGCAUGAAGGUUGCCAGGACGCAUUUGAAUGGAUCAAAAAGGAAAUGCAAUCUGAACGGAUCUUGGUACACUACGAUCCUA
Molecule: messenger RNA, 726 nt
Organism: Anopheles arabiensis
Lineage: Eukaryota; Metazoa; Arthropoda; Insecta; Diptera; Culicidae
Exons: 2
Coding region: 136-438 (100 amino acids)
Molecular function (GO): zinc ion binding; nucleic acid binding
Source: RefSeq, a predicted model, not a curated record